UCAAAGGGAAAAGUUUACAAUACCACUCAGCCUUUACAAUACCUCCUCCACGACUGCUUCUCAACGCUACUACCUCCGCCUCUUCGGCAACUGCUCCUCCUCAUCAGAAAAUGGGGGUGAAACAAAUGGUGCAGUAAUCCAUUCUAUUAGGCUCUACCCAAUUCAGGGAUUUGGGCUUUGGAAAUAAAAACAUGGCAUGGUUUAGAUUAGCAUCAGGAGUGGCCAAGGCCACUCUCAGGAGAAAUCUUAUUCAGGCUUCUUACACAACUCGGCCUUCAUGGACUGUCCCAUAUGCUCGACCUUUUCAUUCUACUGUAAGGAGGUCCCAAGCCCAAGCAGCACCUGUUCCCCGCCCAGUUCCUCUCUCUAAACUUACUGAUAGCUUUCUUGAUGGAACUAGUAGUGUCUACUUAGAGGAAUUGCAGAGGGCUUGGGAGGCUGAUCCAGAGAGUGUCGAUGAAUCAUGGGACAAUUUUUUUAGAAAUUUUGUUGGGCAAGCUGCUACUUCUCCCGGGAUAUCCGGGCAAACCAUUCAAGAAAGCAUGAGGCUCCUGUUGCUAGUUAGAGCCUAUCAAGUGAAUGGGCAUAUGAAGGCCAAGCUUGACCCACUUGGUUUAGAGGAGAGGGAAAUACCUGCUGAUUUGGACCCUGGGCUUUAUGGGUUUACUGAAGCUGAUCUAGAUAGGGAAUUUUUUCUUGGAGUUUGGAGAAUGGCUGGUUUCUUGUCUGAGAAUCGGCCUGUUCAAACCCUUAGAUCAAUAUUAAACCGGCUAGAGCAGGCUUAUUGUGGGUACAUUGGUUUCGAGUAUAUGCAUAUAGCCGACAGGGAUAAAUGCAAUUGGUUGAGAGAUAAGAUCGAGACAGUUGAGCCUAUGAAGUACAGCCAAGAGCGUCGUGAGGUUAUUCUUGAUAGGCUUAUUUGGAGCACGCAGUUUGAGAACUUCUUGGCUACAAAGUGGACAGCUGCAAAGAGGUUUGGUCUUGAAGGUGCGGAGACUCUUAUCCCUGGCAUGAAAGAAAUGUUUGAUAGGUCAGCAGAUUUGGGGGUUGAGAGUAUAGUUAUUGGCAUGUCACAUAGAGGAAGGUUAAAUGUGUUAGGAAAUGUGGUCAGGAAGCCAUUACGCCAGAUUUUCAGUGAAUUCAGUGGUGGAACAAAGCCUGUUGAUGGAGAAGUUGGCUUGUACACAGGAACUGGUGAUGUGAAGUACCAUUUGGGUACCUCAUAUGAUCGGCCCACCAGAGGUGGAAAAAGGAUUCAUCUCUCUCUUGUUGCAAACCCUAGCCAUUUGGAAGCCGUUGAUCCUGUUGUGGUCGGGAAGACUAGGGCAAAGCAAUAUUAUUCCAAUGACACUGAAAGGAAGAAGAAUAUGGGUGUCUUGAUUCAUGGUGAUGGGAGCUUUGCUGGUCAAGGUGUUGUUUACGAGACAUUGCAUCUUAGUGCUCUUCCAAAUUACACAACUGGUGGGACCAUCCAUAUUGUGGUGAACAACCAGGUGGCUUUCACCACUGACCCAAGGUCUGGAAGGUCCUCGCAAUACUGCACUGAUGUGGCCAAAGCCUUGAAUGCACCUAUUUUCCAUGUUAAUGGUGAUGAUGUGGAAGCUGUGGUUCAUGUGUGUGAGCUUGCUGCUGAGUGGCGCCAGCUUUUUCAGUCUGAUGUAGUUGUUGACAUCAUAUGCUAUCGCCGAUUUGGACAUAACGAGAUUGAUGAGCCAUCCUUCACUCAGCCUAAGAUGUAUCAGGUCAUUAGAAAUCAUCCACGGGCCCUAGACAUUUAUCAAGACCAAUUGAUAAAAUCGGGGCAGAUAUCAAAAGAAAAUAUUGAUAGAAUAAAUAAUAAGGUCAGCACAAUUCUAAACGAAGAAUUUGUAAACAGCAAAGACGAUGUACCGAGGAAGAGAGAUUGGCUUGCUGCCUAUUGGUCUGGAUUUAAAUCACCUGAACAAAUUUCACGGAUCCGUAAUACAGGGGUGAAGCCAGAAAUAUUGAAAACUGUUGGCAAAGCAAUUACUACACUUCCAGAGAAUUUUAAGCCUCAUAGAGCAGUCAAGAAAAUUUUUGAACUACGCGGUCAGAUGAUCGAGACUGGAGAAGGAAUUGACUGGGCAGUUGGAGAAGCACUUGCUUUUGCAACUCUUAUAGUGGAAGGGAAUCAUGUCAGGUUGAGUGGUCAGGAUGUUGAAAGAGGCACUUUUAGCCAUCGGCAUUCAGUUAUUCAUGAUCAGGAGACUGGGGAAAAGUACUGUCCUUUGGACCAUCUCAUCCUCAACCAAAAUGAGGAGAUGUUUACUGUCAGCAACAGCUCUCUUUCGGAGUUUGGCGUGCUUGGAUUUGAGUUGGGUUAUUCAAUGGAAAAUCCAAAUUCAUUGGUUCUUUGGGAAGCUCAAUUUGGAGAUUUUUCAAAUGGUGCCCAAGUUAUUUUUGAUCAGUUUUUGAGUAGUGGAGAAUCCAAAUGGCUGCGACAAACUGGCCUUGUUGUAUUGCUUCCUCAUGGUUAUGAUGGUCAGGGUCCUGAACAUUCAAGUGCAAGGUUGGAGCGUUUCCUUCAGAUGAGUGAUGACAAUCCUUUUGUGAUACCCGAGAUGGAUUCCACACUUAGGAAACAGAUCCAAGAGUGCAAUUGGCAGGUUGUGAAUGUCACAACCCCAGCUAAUUAUUUCCAUGUGCUUCGGCGUCAGAUUAACAGAGAGUUUCGUAAACCCCUGAUUGUUAUGUCUCCAAAGAAUUUGCUUCGUCACAAGGAUUGCAAAUCGAACCUAUCAGAAUUUGAUGAUGUUCAAGGUCACCCAGGGUUUGACAAGCAAGGAACCCGAUUCAAGCGUCUUAUUAAGGAUCAGAAUGACCAUUCUGAUCUUGAGGAAGGUAUUAGGCGUCUAAUUCUCUGUUCAGGAAAGGUCUACUACGAACUUGAUGAAGAGCGGAAGAAAGUUGAUGGCAAAGAUCUUGCAAUCUGCAGGGUUGAGCAGCUUUGCCCAUUCCCCUAUGACCUUAUCCAGAGAGAGUUGAAGCGAUACCCAAAUGCUGAAAUUGUGUGGUGCCAGGAGGAGCCGAUGAACAUGGGUGCCUAUCCUUAUAUCACUCCUCGCCUUCUCACUGCCAUGAAGGCAUUAGGCAGGGGUUCAUACGAGGAUAUCAAAUACGUGGGGCGUGCGCCUUCAGCUGCCACAGCCACUGGUUUCUAUCAGGUGCAUGUGCAGGAACACACUGAGCUCAUUCAAAAGGCCCUACAGCCGGAUCCCAUAAAGUUCCCUUGAUGUCUCUUUCGAAACUUAUCCUCAAAGGGUACCAAAUUCAAGGUGUAUUGUCUAAGUUGCUUGGCCUAUGCUCUCUCUCUCUCUCUCUCUCCAUGCAUUACAGCUGUUCUAAAGUUUGGCAUUUUUAUUCUGAUAUAGAUAACGUUGAGUGUAUAAAAGCCUGCCCAUGGCCGUGUUGGAAUUUUGUCAAUUCAGUGCUGCAGUUGGGAUUGUUUUUUAAACUGUCUUUGUAAUUCACUGGUGUUUGUGAUUAUGAGAGAACUCUUGCAUUUCAUGCUUGGGCUUUUGUAGCAAUAAAUGUCAAACAAUAUUGACUUUUAA
Messenger RNA from Amborella trichopoda, 3575 nucleotides. RefSeq lists its product as uncharacterized. Gene Ontology annotation, cellular component: mitochondrion; oxoglutarate dehydrogenase complex. NCBI's taxonomy places the organism in Eukaryota, Viridiplantae, Streptophyta, Magnoliopsida, Amborellales, Amborellaceae. Gene Ontology annotation, biological process: tricarboxylic acid cycle. Gene Ontology annotation, molecular function: oxoglutarate dehydrogenase (succinyl-transferring) activity; thiamine pyrophosphate binding. The record is from RefSeq and is a predicted model, not a curated record.